Messenger RNA from Sabethes cyaneus, 4540 nucleotides. RefSeq names its product transcription factor E2f1 (gene E2f1). Lineage: Eukaryota; Metazoa; Arthropoda; Insecta; Diptera; Culicidae. The record is from RefSeq and is a predicted model, not a curated record. Gene Ontology annotation, molecular function: DNA-binding transcription factor activity, RNA polymerase II-specific; RNA polymerase II cis-regulatory region sequence-specific DNA binding; protein dimerization activity. Bases 542 to 2635 code for a protein of 697 amino acids. Gene Ontology annotation, biological process: regulation of transcription by RNA polymerase II. Gene Ontology annotation, cellular component: RNA polymerase II transcription regulator complex. The transcript has 7 exons.
CAUUUUGUACAAAACUGGAAAUAGUGUAAUAUUUUUUUUCAAAAGUGGAUAGCUCGGUUAGACACAAAUGUCGAGUGCUACAAAAAUUUUAUUUUGAUAAAUGAUUGCAAAAGACUGCUAGGUUAAAGAGAUUGACAUUGCUAUGGCGCUGUAUGGCCGCAAAAGUGCCAAUAAUAAGAAAAUUAAAAUAUUGGAUAGGUAAAAUGUGGAAACAGGCACAGUAGUUUCUUUUCUGCUAAGUUUUAGUACGGUUUACUUUUGCUCGAAUAGGUCCGGUGUUCGGUGUAACUAGUGCAAGUGACUUUUUCUUGUGCCGGCGCUCCAACAAAACCGGGAAAACGGACCCCACAGAAGACCUGCUCUGAGUCGACACCGUGCAACAAAGUACUGUUUUGGUUGAAUUCAUUAAUUCGCCGGUGCAAAUGAAAAUCAAUUACCCACUGAGCAACUGUGCAACGUCUUAUCAAACCUGCCUGCGGGCUUGCAGCAGUGUCCAGUAGUGCGAACUUAGCCGAAAGUUCCUUACUUUCUGGCCGAAAGUAUGUACACGGUUCAGUCCAAGCAAAAAACGCAAAAUCAGCAGUACUAUGUAGCGUCUAGUGGAAGAGUUAGGGUAACUAAUAUGGAAACAAACAACAAAAAGACUGGCGAUUCAUAUGGACUGAGCGGCGUCGGCGGCGGCAGCAGUAGCAGCGGCACUAGCGGCGGCGGAAGCGGAAGUACAAAUAGAUCGAUGGCUUAUGGCGGCAGCGUCGGUGGUAGCAGAAAAGCUUCGGUCGGUAGUGGUAGUGACCUAUCUAGCGAAGACUAUGAAGAGGUGAAACCGGAUAUCAAAGUCAGUUCACACCUCUUGGACCAUGGGUAUGGAUAUGGUGUAACACCGCAAUACCACCCACAGCCACAACAGCAGCAACAGGGCCAUCAUCACCUUCAUAGCAGUAGCAGUAGUACUAGUAGCAAUAAUCAUAAUAGUAGUCAACAUCAUCAUAGUGGUUAUCACUAUCUACACAGUCCUACAGCGUCUACCUCUGGGUCAUCGGCAUCCGGCACAGCGCAUUAUCCCCAUGCUAAGCCAACGACACCCAGCCGGACGGGACUUCAGCAGUCGCACAAAAGUGCUAGCGGUGAUCCGCAAAUUACCAACUACUUCAAGGCGGUAAAACGUCGACCGCAGGGCAGCCUUUCACCACCUCCGAGCAAAAUUGCCAAGCAGUCUAACAGUAAAACACCGAGUUCUACCUGUUCCACGCCCACGUCAUCGGUGUCGUCUUCGUCGUCAAAGAAACGAUACUCGGAAGGAACUAGAUACGACACCUCUCUUGGUUUGCUGACGAAAAAGUUUAUCGAUUUGUUGAAGGAUUCUCGCGACGGUGUGGUCGACUUGAAUAUUGCCUCCACGAAGCUGAACGUGCAGAAGCGACGGAUUUACGACAUCACCAAUGUGCUCGAGGGAAUCGGUAUCCUCGAGAAGAAGUCGAAAAACAACAUCCAGUGGAAGUGUGGCAACUCGCUGUGCAAUAUCGAGAAAAACAAUCGGAUACAGCGCGAUCGGUAUCUGCUGGAGCAGAAGGAGAACAUGCUGGACCGGAUGAUCGUUGAAAUGCGCCAAACCACGGCAGAUAACAUGCAAACGGCUAGACAUGCGUACGUUACCUGCCAAGAUCUGAACUCGAUCGAUACGUUCAAGGAGCAGAUUCUUCUGGUGAUCAAGGCCCCACCGGAGGCGAAAGUGGUGCUACCCGACGUGCAGCAGCCGUGGGAAAUUUUUAUUAAAUCUGAAAAGGGUGAGAUUGAUGUGUUUCUGUGCCCAGAAUCAUCGGAGGGCUCACCGAAUGGAGGGUUCGGAGCGGCUGGUAGCAGUAGUGAGAGCUUCAAUGGUGGUAGCAGUACAACUGGUGGAGGCUAUGGUAGCAGCAGGUCUGGACCUGAUCCUUUACUCGAAGACAUCGAUCCACUUAUCUCGCCAUUCAGUGAAAAGUUGCUCAGCCCUAGAAACAGGAUGAAAUGCUUCACGAAACCUUUUGGUUCAGCACAGCGGAACCUCAAUAGGGCAUUCUUCGGCAUUCUCCCGGCGGAAGUGAAAGUCGAACCCGGUUCAACCGUACUAAAUCCGCUGUCGACAGGACACACUAGUAGCGAACCCAUUCCUAUGUCUAGGCAACCGACUCUCGUGAAAAAGGACUUCGACUUGCUAGGUGGCAGUGAUGUCAGCUUGCGAAAUUCAGUAACAACAUCUAACAAUCCGUGCUUUAGUACUAACGUAGUUAAAAAGGAACGAUUAGACUCUGAAUAUAUAGACUUUACCAGUGCUACAAUUGAUAACUCCGACCCGAAGGCACUUCCUGUGGAAAUAACAUACAGGAACGCUUCUCUGAAUGACAGUAAGCUAAGUCCGGAGACGUUACUACCGCAGCAGUCAUUGGACACAGGCGAUUCGAAGGGACUGAGCGCUAAAUCCACUCCAAACAAUACGCGCGAGAAGAAUGCUAUGAUUGACGGCUUUGGCAACUACAGUCCGUUUGACUUGCCCGAAGUACUGGACGUGUUUCAACAGCUGGAACCACUUGAAAACGAUUACAACUUUUGCCUGGAACAUACGGAAGGUGUGUUUGAUUUGUUUGAUUUUAAUUUUUAGUUCAAAUUUAUGUGGGUAUGUACACGUAAUGCCGUAUAUAUACGCUUUUAUUUUCUAUUGAAAUUGCUACUAGUACUAAUUAAAAGUGCGGCUAUCCGGUCAAACUGUCAGCUUUGACAGGACGCGUCAGUGGAUCAGCCACCACGUGUACAUUGUUUUCUGUUUAUUUAGUGCAGUUUUUCAGUGACCUAAGAUAAAAGCGAUUAGUUUAGGAGAGGCACUAGCAAUUGAAAGUUUUGUGAAAAACCCAACUGCCUUUUUUUAGUUACAGUCUUUUGCUAUUUUUUUGCCCCCGUUCAGAGAGGAAUUUCUUCUUUUCGUGUAGCUUUUCGGUAGGGACAUCAGAACAGAAAUUAAAAUUGCACGUGGAAAAGCAUCUCAAUGUUUAGCAGAAUAUUCAAUUAGAGGGAGUCAACAAUUAUUACUUUAAGAUUGUUUUAAUCUUUCUAUCUAUUGAUAUUUAGUUGUAUUUUUGUACAUAACAAUAUGUAAAUUAUUAAACGAAAAAAGGAAAAAUAGAAAACCGGAAGUAAAAAUUUAAGAAUGCCGCCGAAUUCAUUUUGAGAGAAGAUUCUAUAGCGACCUGACAACUUGCUUCUCAGAAAACAGCAACUGAUCCCUCAUGUGGAACAAAAACCUAAUGCGCUUAUGAUGAAAGAAGAAAGAUAAAUACAAAGUAAUUUUGAUCGCAAGAGAGCGUCACUCUGCUAUGCAUCAUUUUAUUCCUCACUUUUUGUAUGUCACUUACGUACGCGUGAGGUAAAAUCUGAAGCUGCUAUAGUGCGUCAGAACCCUCCAAUUUGCACCAUGGAACCACAAACAAAAAAAAACGAUGUAAUAUAUUUAGCAAAAAAAAAAGCAAAAUCAAACCAACAAUAGUAAAACAAUAAUCUAGUAAUACAAGUACAGUCGUACUAAAUGCACACGAUAUAAGAAAGUGUUAUAUCAGAGAAAUGCAAACAAUUCUCUAGAUUUUAAGCAGAAAAUCUUAAUUUAUACUUAUAUUUUUACUAGGGAUAUCUUGAAAACAAUAAACACAAAAAAGACGAAAAAGGAGAAAAAACAAACAAGAAUCCGGACAAAAUGAACGUUUUAUAGCGUGAAAGAAGAAUAUGUGCAAAAAAUCCAAAUUGCAAGCGUAGUUUUCGACUCAAUUUGACUUAUUUAUUACCACUUUUGGUGCGAUCGUUUCGCAUAUUUUGAUAGAAUUCUAAAAAUGCGCUUGUUAGUUUUUUUUUCGUUGCCAAUUAAUUAAUUACCGUGGAGAAAAGGAAUGAUAAGGAUAGGUCAUGCACAAUUCUAAUAUAUCAAACGAAUUGCAACGAAACAACAACCAAUUAAUAUUUCUGUGUAUAUUCUACAAGAAUACUGAUACGCGAAAAUUGCCUAACAAAUGUUGUUUACGUCUCUAUUGGGUACUCGGAAGGAUAUGCCAUCAUCAAUUGAAGCACAUUUGUUUCUGUUAAAACUAGUUUUAGGUCGAUACAAAGUAAGAAUAAAACACAGGAAGUUGCUAUUAUUUUUACUCGUGUUUGCAGCCAAGCAAUUUCUAAGCGAACAGUGCAAAAGAUUUCUUCUGUUUUAAUUUUACGCAAAUGUCGUUUAUUUCAUGUUACUGUGUUCGCAUUCCGCGCUGCGACACUGAUCGACUGUACUUUAAAUUCGGAACUGAAAGGGAGGAAGGUAGUUUGUAAAUAUCGAUGAAAGUGUGAAAGAAAAGUCGAUAGGUUGGAUAUCGAAAAAAAAAACGGAAAUAAACUAUCACAGUCAAUGGACACACAUGAUACACACACACAAACCAACAAACACCAAUGGGUCGACUAAACGUAGCAUUUCUGUUUAGUGUAUUUCCACUUGUAACAUUAUAACAGACGGAACAUGAAUGAAAUGCAAAUAGAGAACAAU